Molecule: messenger RNA, 543 nt
Organism: Prunus armeniaca (apricot)
Lineage: Eukaryota; Viridiplantae; Streptophyta; Magnoliopsida; Rosales; Rosaceae
Source: the annotation of a GenBank genome assembly
AUGCUUGCUCAUCAUGAAGGAAUGAAGUCAGUGUUCAAUGUCUUGAGGUCAAUGUUGGACAUUCUUGAUUUUGGCAAAACUGAGCUUGAAUGGUUUGUUAACACAAUAGACCAAAUUUUCUGUUGUGUCUUGCAAAUUUCUGAGAACACCAGAAUUGUUGAACAAGGUACUUGGGUUCGUGAUCUAAUUCGUCGUCAUGAUGAUUGUCUAAACUCCAAAAGGGUAGUUGACUCAGACUUACCGAAUUUUACUCAAGAGCUUGAAGACUUAGAUGCUCAGGAGUUUGUUGUUAAAGAAGUAGAGGAACGAGUUCGUAUGCUUCGAGAACAACAUGAUUCUGGAAAGCUUUCUCUUAACUGUCACAUCAAAGAUGCCAAAACUUCCAUGAGGAAACAAAACAAGUUGGAUGAAGAGCUUCGCCAGUCACGUAUCGGUGAAAAAGAGCUUCUAGAAAUUGAGCAUAUCAAGGCCUCUUGCAAGUCACAGGAAGCGGAGAUCCAAACACUGAUUGAUUCAUUGGUUUCCUUUUGUAAUAAGUCCUAA